This is a messenger RNA of Dipodomys spectabilis (banner-tailed kangaroo rat), 967 nucleotides long. RefSeq names its product keratin-associated protein 10-2. The coding region runs from base 69 to 485 and encodes 138 amino acids. The transcript is spliced from 6 exons. The record is from RefSeq and is a predicted model, not a curated record. Lineage: Eukaryota; Metazoa; Chordata; Mammalia; Rodentia; Heteromyidae.
UGGUCGCUGGGUGCGGGGAUCGUCGCGGGCGGCGGGCAGCUCCCGGACGGCAGGCGCGGCCCCGCCCCAUGGACGUCUCUAGCUCGUGGAACCCAGCCCCGGCCUCUGUCAGCAGCCCUCCCUUGCUGCUCCCCAUUCCUGCCAUCGUCUUCAUCGCCGUGGGCAUCUAUUUAUUGCUCCUGGGCCUGGUGCUGCUGACCAGGCACUGCCUGCUGGCCCAGGGUUGCUGCACUGACUGCAGCUUCACCUGCAAGAAGCAAGGUGCCUCUGAACCCCAAGAUUGCUGCUGGACCUGCGCAGAAGCCUGUGACUUCCCUCUGCCCAGUCCAGCCCACUACCUGGAUGCCUGCUGCCCCCAGCCCAGUGAAACUGGCUGGGCUCCGCAGUGCCCUCACUGUUGCCCACUUUGUGACUGUGCCUGUGCCUGCCAGCUCCCUGACUGCCAGAGCCUCAACUGUCUCUGCUUUGAGAUCAAGCUCCGAUGAGGACCCAGGACCCCUGGUCUUUGGGGAGCGGUCAGCCCCCGGGACCCACAUGCCCCCCUUCCUAAGGGCCAUCAGGACAUUUCUCUCCGGACUCCUGGAGCUACAAAUGGCUUCCCCAGCUCUCCAGGCUGGGAACCCCCAGUGGAAAGCCUGGCCCCUGGCAGCCUUUGGGUGGCUGGCCUGCAGCGAAUUUGGAGGGCUGGAAGGGAAAGGAACUCGUUCUCUGGCCCGUGCCUCUGCCCCUCCUUCCCUCACCAAGUAAAUGACUGCAGGUGCAGGUGAGGGCCAGGAUACUUCUGACCAAGAAGGCAUUAUGGGAAGACCCCAGUGGGCCUUGAGCGUCAGGAUGUAGGGGUGCCCGCCUGCACCCUAUGCGUGGACUCUUGGUUAUUUUGGAGAUCCCUGCUCAGAGGAUUAUUUCUCGUAACAACCAAUAGCCUCAGUCUGGAAUUGCAAGGAAGAGAAUUCCUCUGAAACAUAAC